Prunus mume (Japanese apricot) is the source of this 2898-nucleotide messenger RNA. The record is from RefSeq and is a predicted model, not a curated record. NCBI's taxonomy places the organism in Eukaryota, Viridiplantae, Streptophyta, Magnoliopsida, Rosales, Rosaceae.
CUCUAGCCAGCCCAAGAGUCCGCCCUUGAAACAGAAGAACGCUUCUAGGAGAGGCAUGCCAAAAAAUAGGUCUUUCAGAGAUUCAGGCAACCAGAUUAUGAUGAUCGAGCUCCGGAAGAAGAUCAUCAUCUUCAUGGACAUCAUCGACCUACCAGCUUAUGAUGCAUCUGCUGCCACAGAUGAGCUGGUGAUGAGGUUGAUGAGAGAUCUCCAAAAGCUUUACCCUGAAAUUGUCCUGCAUAAUCAAUUAUCAGAACUGAAGGGAGCAUCAACAGAACAGGUCCUUGCCUCCUUCUGCAAGGCAUUGAAAUCUAUAGGAGAGUCUUGGAUGACAAAUCAUGACAGGUUGGACAAAUUGAGUUAUGAUUUGCCAUCAUUCAAGGAGGAUGUCAAUUCGGAUCAACUUGUUGAGACGGUGUUGGCAACACUCGAUUGCUUGAUCAAGAUGGCAAGGGACAAGUUCGAUAUGAUGGAUGAGGAUGACCAGAAAGGAGAAGGCUACAGCCCUCUGAAUAGCUCAUUUGGAAAAUUCUUGAGCGAUUCAGAGAGCUGCACCUCAGUCUCCAGCUGCUCUUCUCCAGUCACUCCAUCCUCUGUCCUGCCAGAGCUGAUUGAUGGUUCUCCCCAGGCUCGAAAGAAGGCCAAUGUUGGUUCCAAAUCACCCCUUCUUUGGACUCUCAGAGUGCAAGCAGUGGGGAAACUGAACCCGAUUGAUGUUAAGCACUUGUCACUUCACUUGUCAAAACAAGGAUCCCAUGGCACCAGCAAUGGUUUGGACAAGAGUGGCCAAUUGGUUGAGGAACCAUCAAUUGAGGCAGAUUUAAAGAGCAAUCCUGAAAAGGCAAUUGCAGCAACUGAUGAUGAGGAAGUGAGACAUAGCAGCGCUCGAAAGGACACAAAAGAAGUCCCAAAUCCAAGUUUGAAUGAGAAUGCUAAGGGAACGGAAAUAGACAACACAAGUGAUGAUGUUGAAACUCCAACCACAGCCCCUGAAACUUCGGAAGCAGACACCACACAAGUGUCUUUGCCUCCACCCUCACCAUCAACAUUGUCACUAAAUCCACCACUGUCUUCGCCCUCAAUACUACUACAACCAACAACAUCAACAUCUUCACCUCCACCCUCACCAUCCACAUUGUCACUAAAUCCACCACUAUCUUCACCCUCAAUACUGCAACAACCAACAACAUCAACACCUCCACCACCACCUCCGCCGCCAACGGGACUACAAUUUUCACUGCCUAAUACAUUAAUAGAAACAAAAAUACCAGUGCCACCAACACCCCCUGCACCAGCAUCACCGCCUACAUUGCAGCGAAAUGUUGCAACGCCGCCGCAGCCACCACCACCACCACCAUCACUAGCUGCCCUGCAGCCAACAGUUGCAGCACCCCCUCCACCACCACUACCAACAUUAACACCACAAAAAGCAGCAGCAGCUGUACUGCCACCACCCCCACCACCUCCACCAAUGGCACCACGAUCAAUACAAGUAGCUCCACCAACCCCACCACCUACACCAAUGCCACCAGGAUCAAGAAGAAUGGGUCCACCACCACCACCCCCUCCACCAGGAUCAUCAAUUGGAGGUCCUCCACCACCACCUCCUCCACCAGGAUCAUCAAAUGGAGCUCCUCCACCACCGCCUCCACCAGGAUCAUCAAGUGGAGGUCCUCCGCCCCCACCACCUAUGCUAAGAGGACAGCCAAAUGGAGCUGCUCCACCCCCACCUCCUGCAUUUGGUGCAGCAAGAUCGUUGCGCCCCAAGAAGGACACUAAACUGAAGAGAUCAUCCCAAAUGGGCAGUCUGUACCGCCUUCUCAAGGGCAAGGUGGAAGGAUCUAGCUUGAAUGGCAAGUCAGCCAAUGGGAGAAAAGGGGGAAUUGGGAGCAGCUCUGGUGGAAAACAAGGAAUGGCUGAUGCUCUAGCAGAGAUGACAAAGAGAUCAGCAUACUUUCUACAAAUUGAAGAAGAUGCUCAGAAGUAUGCAAAGCCUAUCAUGGAAAUGAGAACUACCCUCAGUUCUUUCCAGACAAAGGACAUGAGUGAGCUGAUAGAUUUUCAAAAGAAAGUAGAAUCCAUUCUUGAGCACUUGACUGAUGAGUCACAGGUGCUGUCAAGGUUUGAAGGGUUCCCAACAAGGAAGUUGGAAACAAUGAGGAUGGCAGCAGCUCUGCACUCGAAGUUAAAUGUCAUGCUAAUUGAACUACAGAACUGGAAACUAGAGGCUCCAUUGGGUCAGCUUCUUGACAAGACUGAACGUUACUUCAAUAAGAUCAAAGGAGAAAUCGACGCAAUGGAACGAACUAAGGAUGAUGAAGCCAAGAAAUUUCAGUCUCAGAAUAUUCAUUUUGACUUCAAUAUCCUAAUCAGGAUCAAAGAAGCAAUGGUAGAUGUUUCCUCAAGCUGCAUGGAAAUGGCACUAAAGGAUAGGAGAGAAGCAAAAGCAGCAGAGCAGACUGGAAGAAAAACAGAUCAGAAGCAAACAAAGAUAUGUGUUAAAAUGCUUUGGAGGGCUUUCCAGUUUGCUUUCAGGGUCUACACAUUUGCUGGUGGACAUGAUGAUCGUGCUGACAUGCUCACAAAAGAACUGGCUAAUGAAAUUGAGUCUGAUCCCCACCACCACUGAGCCUAAUUCCCAAUUGAUCUCCCUGGACUUUGAAACCAACAAAUUAUCCUUGUAUAAUCGUAUCCUAUACGAACCUUAUACUCCUUAUGAUUAAAAGCGUUCUGUUUUGACAAUACCCAAAAAACAAAAAAGCUUUUCUUUUUGUUGCCACCCUUGUAAAUAAUCAGGUCCAAGAACAAAAACCAAAAACUUGUAAAUUUAGGCUUUGUAUGUAUGAGUUAUGAUUUUGAUUUAGGACUUGAUUAGGACCACUUCCAGGCGGAUAUAUG